Linnemannia hyalina is the source of this 1425-nucleotide messenger RNA. Lineage: Eukaryota; Fungi; Mortierellomycota; Mortierellomycetes; Mortierellales; Mortierellaceae. The record is from the annotation of a GenBank genome assembly.
AUGACUACUAUCACGGAGGCACCUACACCCAACCCCAAUUCGGCCGCUGACCAGCCUCCUCAUGUCCUUAUCUCUGGUGCCGGUCUCGCUGGGCUGUUCCUGGGCAUUCUGUUGGAGAGGGCGGGGAUCCCAUACGACAUCUAUGAGCGUGCCGCAGAGAUUAAACCCCUUGGCUCUGUCAUUUGUUUGUCGCCCAAUAUCCUGCCUGCAAUUGAACAACUCGGUCUGCUGGACGAGGUCAUGUCAUUCUCGAAACCGGCGCUCAGGAACACUUUCUACACCGGUGACCUGGACAUAAUUGGCAAGACUGAAACUUUGACGACCGAUCUAGUUGGCUACGAUCGCAUCUUAUUUGCCCGUCCAGAGCUGUACGACUUGCUGGUCAGAAAGACGCCUCCAGAGAGACUCCAUAUGUCCAAGAAGAUCGUUUCCUUUGAACACGACCAGUACGGCGUCACUGUGAAGUUUGGAGACAGCACGUCGGUCAGGGGUGACAUCCUUGUUGGAGCGGAUGGUGCCCAUAGCGCUGUCCGCAAGCACCUGUACAAGACGCUGGAGAAACGUGGACUUUUACCCGAGUCAGAUAACAAGGAGAUGAACAGGGGGUACAUAUCCUUGGUUGGGACAACGGAGGCAUUAGACCCUGUCAGGUACCCUGGUGUCUUGAAGGAGGAUUCAGAGAGUUUUUACAUCAUUGGCGACAAAAACACACCCUACACCUGGGUGACAUUUGCUGUGCCAGGCAACAAGAUUUGUUGGUGUGUGGUCAUUCAAAUGGGGAUCGUCGAUGUGGCAGAUGAGCAGUUCAAGUCAUCGGAUUGGGUGCCUCAGGAAAACAAGAAGAUGAUGGACGCGAUUCGACACUUCAAGACACCUUACGGCAUCAUUGGUGAUCUUUUCGAUGUUACGCCUAUUGAUCGAGUGUCUAAGGUCUACUUUGAGGACCAGCUGUUCGAGACUUGGAACCAUGGACGAACUGUCUUGAUCGGCGAUGCUGCACAUAAACUUCUUCCAAGCAGUGGUGCUGGCGCAGUAAACGCGAUGCAGGAUGCAGUUCUGCUCGCCAACCACUUGUAUGAUAUCAGACCCACCACUUUCAACAAUAUCACCCAGGCAUUGAGCGAUUACAAGGACGAACGAUAUGAGGCCAUCAAAGAUCAGUACCCACAGUCGUACAUCGCCGCCAAACUCAUCUAUGGACAUACACUUUGGGAAAGAAUCCUCAGACAGGUGGUGUUCAACUGGCUCCCAACAUCCAUGCAGAUGAAGCAGUUGCUCAAGGAUACCGCCUACCGACCCCAAGCCAACUUCUUGCCUCAGGCACCUAAGCGCGGGACCAUGGAUACCAUUCCUCAACAACCGUCCAAGCGUCUUCAGAAGGAGAGGGAGGACGAGACGAGGAACAAGAACGUCGCCGCCCUUUAA